UGGGUUUUCCAGUGCUGAGUUUGUCAAUUACAGAUUAUGUUUCUCUGUACUUGUUGAUUAUGCUUCGGAUACCUCAUCCAAAUCGCGCACAAGAAACUUAAAUUGAAAAUGCGACUUAUUUUAUAUUUUUGUGAAACUCGAUACAUGACCCUACGAGUAACAGAAAUCUAUGUAUUAUUUAACUUUGUUCAACAUCUUCAUCCACGUGAUGAAAAAUACAAUCACAGAACAGGGCGAAUUCGCAAAGACACGCACAUUAACUCCACCCAAAGGAUUUCCAAGCAUUGCACAUCCACAACACGAAAGCACAUUCAAACACAACCGGUAUAGCUCGUAACACCAGUUUGCUCGCCUCUUCAGUAAUAAUGCUCUUGAACAUCCGGCAUGCCACGUUUGUUUUUAAUUUUUUAGCGACCACACAGCAGCAAUACAGUACCGGUGUGCGCCUCACAGUUUACCCGACAGGGACACCGGUUGUUUUUGUUUGCUUCACAGCGCUGCCUGCUACGUGAACAGCCCGCGGUCUUAUUUCAAUUUAAUAUCUUGCUGCUGCUGCCUACGGUACAUUGGCAGAACAGGAGGAGUGACAUUAUGUAUCCUGCAUUGCAAAUGGUGGCUUCAUUUCUGCUGCUGUGUGCUGGGCUGACUGCACCCCGCCCCACAGACAGCUGUUAUGACUGGGGCACGGAUGGGACCAUGCAGGUGUAUGAGGGGGAGGCCGGGAGGCUGAGGUGUCCGCUGUUUUCCAGCACUAUGAAGUAUAAUUACAACACAGCUCAGGUGGCAGGACUCACUCUGGUCUGGUACUGGACCAGGCAGAACCAGGACCUGGAAGAGCCCAUCGACUUUCAUCACCGGAUCAGCAAAGAAAUGGACAUGCUGUGGUUCCGGCCCGCUUCCCUAAACGACACCGGAGCCUACAUCUGCAUGCUGAGAAACAACACUCACUGCUACAAGAUGGCUGUUCCGCUGAUUGUCCUUCAGAAGGAUCCUGGCUCCUGUGUUAGCUCACACGUCCAGCUUGACAUCAUGAGGAUCCCCCUGGAGAGGGAUGAAGUGCUGUCCUGUCCCGAUAUUGAAGGGUAUUACCCGGCACAAGAAAAGCCUCCGAUCAGCUGGUACAAAAAUUGUCUAACAGUGGAGUCCUACAGUGAGAGGCAAGUCGUGUACAACAAAAUAUAUUUUAACAUAAUGAGACUAACCUAUGGUGGGAACUACACCUGCAUUGUGACCUACACUGCAAAUGGAACAGCUUCCACACUAACAAGGACCAUAAUCGUCAAGGCAGUAGGCUCGCCUGUUAUGUCAAUGAAACCUGCCAUCCACAAUCCUAACGACAAGCACAAAAUUGUUGUGACACUGGGUGCCCUGACCAAGUUGACCUGCCAGGUGUUAUUUAACUUUGUGAUGAACUCCGAGACUGAGGUGUGGUGGACCAUCGAUGGGAAGAAAGAGGAAACCUUCACAGAUCUGCGGGUUGAGAUCUACACCAGUGUUGAGUCUACUGAACUGGAGGAUAAGGUGAUAACAAAGACUCUGCAAAUCAAGGAGUUCAACUUGCAGGAUGUGAAGCGGAACUACACCUGCUUCGCACGAAACGCCAUCGGAGAAGUGAGCAGCCAGGCCACCCUGAGCUUGACAACUCCCUUGCCCACAGUAGAACUGUCCUGUGGUUUUGGGGUCACCCUGUUACUCAUGAUCUCGGUCUUCAUCGUCUGUUAUGUGUACUGGCUGGAGCUGGUCCUGUUGUAUCGAGCUCACUUUGGAACAGAUGAAAGCGUAACAGAUGGAAAGGAGUAUGAUAUCUAUAUUUCUUACGCACGGAACGCAGAUGAGGAGGAGUUUGUUCUGCUCACUCUCCGCUCCGUUCUGGAAAAUGAGUUUGGCUACAAAGUGUGCAUCUUUGACAGGGACAGUCUACCUGGGGGCACCGUCACAGACGAGACUCUGAGCUUCAUCCGGAGAAGCAGGCGCCUCAUUGUUGUCUUGAGCCCCAAUUACCUCCUCCAGGGAAGCCAGACUCUUCUGGAGCUCAAGGCUGGGCUCUCUGACAUGACCCUGUCUAGCAGCAUGCGAGUCAUACUGGUUCAGUUCAAACCAGUGAAAGCUGCCGGCCAGGUGAAGGAGCUGAAGCGCGCCCGGGCAGCGCUGACAGUUAUUAAGUGGAAGGGGGAGAAGUCCACUGACCUCCACUGCAGGUUCUGGAAGCAGCUCCAUGUAGCACUCCCGGUGAAGAGAAAGCUCACCUCAGAAACUACCACUCGGUAAAGGUUCUGCCUUGAAGCUCAAAGGGCGCAUGUCAAUGUAAAACUGGGGAAUUUUUUUUUUUUUUUUGUUUGUUUGCUUUGUUAACAAUUGGUUUUAAAGACUGCAGUGUGGAACGUGUUUAUCUUGUGUUAAGUCCACCCACUGCAGAGCUAGAAAGCUUAGCAGAUGGAGGCAGAGUGAUGGAUAGCACUUAUCUGUGGCUACACAAUGGGCCUUAGGAGGGCGCUAUAGACCACAACACUGAAGAGGUAGGACCAUUUUCUCAUGGAAACUCAUUUUUCUCAUGAAGGGCUGCUGUUAAGAUCAGCAUUUCUUUUAAAUGCCACUUUAAUUUUCAUCUAGUUGUAUUUUUAUGUCUGUUAGGUAUAAUAUAUGUAUAUUUAAAUGCAUGUGAAGACUUGUUUAUGAUUUCAGCAUAUUGAACGUGAUUCAUUUGUCAACUUUUCUGUUGAAAUUUACUGCAUAUUGGUUACAUGUUUUUUUUUUUUUUUUUUUUUGCAUAUUUUGUAUCUUA
Polyodon spathula (Mississippi paddlefish) is the source of this 2782-nucleotide messenger RNA. RefSeq names its product interleukin-1 receptor accessory protein-like. The coding region runs from base 592 to 2268 and encodes 558 amino acids. Gene Ontology annotation, biological process: signal transduction. The transcript is spliced from 12 exons. Gene Ontology annotation, molecular function: interleukin-1 receptor activity. NCBI's taxonomy places the organism in Eukaryota, Metazoa, Chordata, Actinopteri, Acipenseriformes, Polyodontidae. The record is from RefSeq and is a predicted model, not a curated record.